AUGCUACUUCGUAUCAUUUUAACAGUUUCCGUGUGCGCUUUCAUAUACAAGUCCAUGAUCAUGAUGUGUCCUUGCUCCGCGGAUUCGCAGGAACAGUUGGGUGCCGCCCAAACCGCAGCAAUAACCAACGCCGCACAGUCUCUCCUGGCUCUACUAGACUCGACUCAGCACGCAAAAGCACUAUUACCUUAUGAGACACUAGAAAGCGCGGUACCUACUUACUUUCCCAUGCCUGGCCGUCCAAGCUUCAAUUUUGUUGGGGAGCAAUAUGGCCAGUCAGUGUGGUCCAAUUUUCCCGUCAGCGAUGUCCUUCGUCCAGGCUUGCGUCUUGGAGACCUCACUCCAAAACAGCAUGGUGCUGUCAUGGAGCUGCUACGGGCAACUCUGAGCGAUCGCGGAUAUCGCAAAGUCCAAGAAAUCAUGGGCUCAGACCAAGCAUUAGCCGAUGAGGGCGUCCCGUAUGCCGCUGGACGCGCCGUCUAUACAAUCGCAAUCUUUGGAGAACCAAGUCCUACGAACCUAUGGAUGAUCCAAUUCGGCGGCCACCAUCUUGCAUUGAACAUGGCAAUAUACCAGGCGCAAAGUGUUCUUUCUCCUGUCCUGACGGGCGCGAUGCCAGCCAACUAUAUGGAGGCAGGUGUCGCUAAGCGGGUGCUAGCGGACGAGAACGACAAGGCAUUUGCCCUUUUUGACUCAUUCGACAAUGACCAACGGGCAGAAGUAUCAAUCAACCACCCUGUCUCCGAUGUUGUGUAUGGGCCAGGCGAAGACGGCAAGAUCUUACCUGCAGUGGGCUUGAAAGCAUCCAUGCUAAACCAAACACAACAAGCCAUGCUGUUCGAGCUCAUCGCCGAAUGGGCUGGCAUUCUCAACGAUGUUCAUGCCGCUCCUCGCUUGCAAGAGAUCCGUACAGAUCUUCAAGAUACAUUUUUCGCGUGGAGCGGGCCUAGCACACAUGAGCCUGGCCGGAAUGGGGCAUCGUACUUUCGCAUACAGGGACCGAAUCUUCUCAUUGAAUUCUCACCCCAAUUUCCCGGCGGCGAUUUGACCAACCAUGUGCACACGAUAUAUCGAGAUCCACUGAGAUCAUAUGGUCGCACCUUGGCCAGAGAGUACGAAUUGCUAUGA
Messenger RNA from Pestalotiopsis fici W106-1, 1128 nucleotides. RefSeq lists its product as uncharacterized. The transcript has a single exon. NCBI's taxonomy places the organism in Eukaryota, Fungi, Ascomycota, Sordariomycetes, Amphisphaeriales, Sporocadaceae. The coding region runs from base 1 to 1128 and encodes 375 amino acids. The record is from RefSeq and is a predicted model, not a curated record.